Messenger RNA from Knipowitschia caucasica, 867 nucleotides. The record is from the annotation of a GenBank genome assembly. NCBI's taxonomy places the organism in Eukaryota, Metazoa, Chordata, Actinopteri, Gobiiformes, Gobiidae.
AUGAGCAAAGACAGGCAGACCAGACAGGUGCCGGACUGCGCAGGGCCCCUCCCCGCCUCCAAGGCCCUAAAGCCGGCGAGGAUGCCUAAAUGCAGUCGGUGUAGAAACCAUGGAUUCGUAUCGCCUCUGAAGGGACACAAACGAUUCUGUAAUUGGAGAGACUGUCAAUGCGCCAAAUGCAAGCUGAUUGCGGAGCGCCAACGCGUCAUGGCUGCGCAGGUGGCUCUAAGGAGGCAGCAGGCGCAGGAGGAGGAGCUGGGGAUCUGCAGUCCGGUGACGCUGCCCGGUCCUGAUGUGAUGGUGAAAAACGAGAACGCCGCAGACUGUCUGUUCGCUGUGGAGGAUCGGUCGCCUUCUCCCAGUGUCUCUGUGUCCGCGGCUGUGACAGGGAGCCGCUCCAUGGCCUCCUCCCCCGGCCCCUCUCCCAGUGCCAGGCCUCAGUCUGACGGGACGUCCGACCUGCUGCUGGAGACCUCCUACUAUCCCCUGUACCAGCCCACACGCUACGCUCCCUACUACGGAAACUUCUACAACUACCAGCAAUACCAGCAGAUGCCUCAUGGUGACAGCCGUCUCUCCAGCCACAAUCGGGUGCACUCCUACUACCCGCCUGCCACUUACCUGACCCAGGGCCUGGGCUCCUCGGGGUACGUGCCCUCCAUCUUCACCGUGGAGGAGCACAGUGGCAACAACGGCAGCAGCUGCACCGAGACCAUGACCACCUUCUCCAGCUCCGCAGUGAGUGGCCACGAGUCGUCCAUGACCUGCCCCUCCAUCAGCUCCCUGGUCUCCUCCGAUGUAAAGGCCGAGUGCGAGAGCGCCGACGUGGCCAACUUCAGCGUCAGCUCCAUCAUGGACGACAAAUGA